GGGAAAGUAUAGACGGCAGACUCUGCUUAGCCCUCUGGCUUAUGGCCCUUGAUGACUAGAGAUGACUCUUACAACAUUGGGAAAGCGUUCAAAGCGGCUUCAGAAUGGCUUUCGGGCACUCCAGCAGCUGCCCAUCUGCCAAAUGAGCGAAAGUUAGAGUUGUACGGCUUGUUCAAGUAUAUUCAAUCUGGAAUUGGACCAGCUGGAUCUCGCCCAUCUCUAUUUUCACCUGCCCCUCGAGCGAAGUAUGAUGCCUGGGUCGUUCAGCAUGCCAGAUACUCUGUAGAAGGCUUGGAGGGAGUUGCCAAAGCCCAAGAAAGGUAUAUGAGCAUAGCGCGAGAAGUCGGAUGGGAUGGGCAUGUGCCUGUGGACGAGGACAAUGAUGAGGAUCUAGAGCAUCUGGAUUCGGAAGAUGAAGAAGAUCAUGCUGGGAAACGAUCCUCUACCUCAACGGGCGAAGUCAGAGGCAAGAGUUCCAACACUGGCAUGGGAACAGGGGUCAGUAUGAUGUCGCGCGAGGAGAUGGAGGUUGAUGGAGCUCGUGAUCUGUAUCCACUUCACGAGGCUGUAUUGACCAACGACCUCGAUACGAUCAAAGCAUUGUUAGAUCAAUCUCCGGAACUCAUCGAUGUGAAAGACGACACAGGCAACACGGCACUCCAUUUAGCCGUGGAUCGCGGAUAUAUCGCCAUUGUCGAGUUCCUCUUAAUGCGUCAUGCUGAUCUGAGCGUCCAAGAUGAAGACGGACAAACGCCAUUGGAUAUCGCCACCAUGUUGGACCGGACGGAGAUAAUAAUGUUGUUACAGGUGAAAGCAUAACCAUAAUCAAUGGUCACGUGUAUAUCAUUAUAUGCAUGGCGUUGCUCGG
Messenger RNA from Kockovaella imperatae, 868 nucleotides. Its product is annotated as ankyrin repeat-containing domain protein. The record is from RefSeq and is a predicted model, not a curated record. Gene Ontology annotation, cellular component: nucleus; cytoplasm. The coding region runs from base 52 to 819 and encodes 255 amino acids. The transcript is spliced from 6 exons. Gene Ontology annotation, molecular function: fatty-acyl-CoA binding; protein binding. NCBI's taxonomy places the organism in Eukaryota, Fungi, Basidiomycota, Tremellomycetes, Tremellales, Cuniculitremaceae.